Messenger RNA from Aspergillus fijiensis CBS 313.89, 1209 nucleotides. RefSeq lists its product as uncharacterized. The record is from RefSeq and is a predicted model, not a curated record. Bases 1 to 1209 code for a protein of 402 amino acids. Lineage: Eukaryota; Fungi; Ascomycota; Eurotiomycetes; Eurotiales; Aspergillaceae. The transcript has 3 exons.
AUGCCUGGAGGGCUGAAUCCGCCGUUGUCGGUGAUCGAGUCCUGGCCAGCACCCAACACUGUCAAUCCCGACUCGCAUGGCCCGGCAGCCAUUGUGGUCGCUGCCGUCUUCGGAGGGAUCGCAAUCGUCACGGUGGUGGUGCGGCUGUACGCACGGUGUCUUAUUCAGCACACGGGCGGCAUCGAUGAUAUCCUGAUUGCGCUGGCUCUGCUACCGACCCUCGGCCUCAUCAUCUCUGUCCCGAUUGCCAGCGAAGUCUACGGCGAGAAACACCACACGUGGGACAACAGCGUCACGAACCUGAUCGGCGAGCGCAAGGUGGCGGCGGCGUCGGAGCUGUUCUACGUGCUGGCGUCGGGGUUGAUCAAGACCUCGGUGCUGCUGUUCUACCGGCGCAUGAGCCAGCGGACGGUGUCGCCGCGGUUCCGCGCGCUGAUCUGGGUCAGCAUCGGGUCGGUGGUGGCGUACAGCGUGGCGUUCGUGCUGGCGCUGUUCCUCUCGUGCCGGCCGCUGCGCGCCUUCUGGCGCCAGGUCGACCCGGCCUGGGCCCUGACGCACCACUACCGCUGCUACGACGAGGGCGCGCACCUGAUCGCGGCGACCUCGAUCAGCCUCGCGCAGGACCUGCUGGCCACGACCCUGCCGGCCGUGUUCUGCAUCCGGCUGCACAUGCGCCGCCGCCAGAAGGUCGCCCUCACCGCCGUCUUCUCCGUCGGGUACCUCACGGCCGUCGUCGCGGGGAUUCGGAUCUACUUCCUGUGGCGCAUGUUCUACGCCUCGUACGACGGGUCCUGGAUGGCCUGGUACUGCUGGGUGCUGGCCCUGCUGGAGGUGGCCCUGGCGGCAACCUCGGCCAGCCUGCCGGCCGUCAAGGUGUUCUUCCGCUGGUACCAGGUGCCGUCGAGCCUGGCGGGGAAGCUGCGCUCGUUGAAGCUGAGCCACAGCCAUAGCCACAGUACGCGGACGCCGACGGGGCAGUCUGGUUCGCACGGGGGGCAUAAUCGGGAGCGGACGCGUGGUCGGCAGUCCGGCGAUACGGAUCAGUAUCUGGUGACCAUGGAGACUGCCUCUGGGGAUGAGCAUCCCAGAAUGGUGGAGUUGGAGGCGUUAUCGUCGCCGUCCGGGGAGGGAGAGGAGCGAGAGCGGGAGUUGAGCAAGGGGGCGGCGGAGAAGAGCUGCCCGUGCGGCGGUAGAGACGACAUUGUUUGA